AUGUCUGAUGAAGAAAAAUUUGCUGAUGCUGAUGCUUUACUCCGUGUUGGUAAUGRUCAGUCACUGACUAGAAAUUGUAAAAUUGAUCUGUCUGAGCUUUGUUUUUUGAUGUCUAAUUUGAUGGACCUAAUUGAAAAUGUUUACCCAGAUUUACCUAAUAUUUCGACUAAAACGCCAAGUUGGUUUCAAGAAAGAGCAAUAUUGUCACCAACUAACGAUCAAGUCAAUAAAAUAAAUGACAUGAUACUGUUAAAAUUCAACGCACCAACAAAAGUUUACUAUUCCAUURACACUGUUUUAGAUGCAGAGAAGGCGAUACAUUAUCCAACUGAAUUUUUAAAUUCUUUAUCACCUUCAAGGACCCCACCACACAAAUUAAUUUUUAAAAUAGGGUCUCCUAUAAUUUUACUUCGUAACUUAAGUCCGCCUAAAUUAUGCAACGGUACAAGAUUACAAAUAAAGUCUUUAAAAAACUGUCUGCUUGAGUGUAUAAUCCUUACUGGCUGCGGAGCUGGGGAAAUGGUCUUGGUUCCUAGAAUACCAAUGAUACCAACCAAUUUGCCAUUCCAGUUCAAACGGCUCCAAUUUCCCGUGAAAUUAAGCUUUGCAAUGACUAUUAAUAAGGCACAAGGUCAAACAUUAAACGUUGCCGGUUUAGACUUAACCGUCCAGUGUUUUUCCCAUGGUCAAUUGUACGUAGCUCUGUCACGUGUCACAUGCAAACAAAAUCUAUUWGUGAUGGCCCCAGAAGGUGAGACACUUAACGUGGUGUAUCCAGAAAUAUUUAAUGCUUAA
Molecule: messenger RNA, 795 nt
Organism: Diuraphis noxia (Russian wheat aphid)
Lineage: Eukaryota; Metazoa; Arthropoda; Insecta; Hemiptera; Aphididae
Product: ATP-dependent DNA helicase pif1-like
Source: RefSeq, a predicted model, not a curated record